Molecule: messenger RNA, 1237 nt
Organism: Pseudo-nitzschia multistriata
Lineage: Eukaryota; Bacillariophyta; Bacillariophyceae; Bacillariales; Bacillariaceae
Source: the annotation of a GenBank genome assembly
GUGGUCGAUAAUAUCGUCCUCGCAGCGACGGACAGUAGAAGAGAGACACAGCGGUUUCAUCGCUUUCGUUACCCUUGGUAGUAGAAAGCAGCUCAUUAUCCAUCUUUGAAUUAUCCAAACCAUCACCAUGGUGAGUAUCGAUAGAAGAUUAGCGAAAGAUAGGAUGCCCUAUGAAUGGCAACAUGACAAACCGACGGCUUGACGCCAGAUUCUUUUCUUUAUUGUCUCAUCUCUUGUGCCGCUUAUUCUCCAGACUUUCAUUCAAGAGGGACGCACGAAGGCUUACUUUUCUCGGUACCAGGUCAAGUUCCGACGUCGACGCGAGGGUAAGACCGACUAUCGUGCACGAAAGCGAUUGUGUGCCCAGGACAAGAACAAGUACCAGUCCCCCAAGUACCGACUUGUCGUUCGAUUCACCAACACCAAGGUGAUCUGCCAAAUCGCUUACGCUCUCGUCGAUGGUGAUCGCAUUCUCUGCCAGGCCCAGUCCACCGAGCUCGGCCGGUACGGACUCACCGUUGGUUUGAAGAACUACGCCGCCGCAUACUGCACCGGUCUUCUCUGUGCCCGUCGUCUGCUCCAAAAGGUCGGACUCGAUGAGAUCUACGAGGGAAACACCGAGGUAGACGGCGAGGUCGUUUCGACCGAGUACGACAAGAAGACCUACUUUGUCGAGGAAGUUGAUGAUGACAAGCGCCCCUUCCGCGCGUUGUUGGAUGUCGGUUGCAAGCCCACCACCACUGGUCACCGUCUCUUUGGAGCUCUCAAGGGAGCCGCUGAUGGUGGCUUGGAUGUUCCCCACUCCGAGAAGCGAUUCCCUGGAUACGACCGCGACGCUAAGGAAUACGAUUCCGACAUGCACCGAGAACGUAUCUUUGGAGGUCACGUCAGCGAGUACAUGGAAUACCUCGAGGAGGAAGAUAACCAAAAGUACAAGGAACACUUUGCCAAGUACAUCGAGGCCGACGUUGAGGGUGACAGCCUCGAAGAACUCUACGAGUCCGUCCACGAGGCGAUCCGUGAGGAUCCUUCCCCAUCGGAGAAGAAGGACUUCAGCCCCGACAAGUCCUUCAAGCGACCCGCCAAGCUUACGUACGACGAGCGCAAGGCUGCAGUAGCCGCCAAGAAGGCAGCCAAGGUCGCGGAACUCGAGGCCGAGGAUUCCGAAUAAACUUUCUGACUUGUUGCUUAAGACACUUGUUAACCCCCUUUGUUAUAAUAAUUAUGCUACUAGUAU